Salvia hispanica is the source of this 1393-nucleotide messenger RNA. Its product is annotated as protein FEZ-like. The record is from RefSeq and is a predicted model, not a curated record. Gene Ontology annotation, molecular function: DNA binding. NCBI's taxonomy places the organism in Eukaryota, Viridiplantae, Streptophyta, Magnoliopsida, Lamiales, Lamiaceae. Gene Ontology annotation, biological process: regulation of DNA-templated transcription.
GGGUGCUUUGUCUCUAGUCUUUGAUUUUAGUAUGUGAGAGAAAAUACAAACACCAUAUCCCCACACACAAAUCAAUCUUGUAUUCUCAUGGAGAUCACAAAUUUGGAUCUCUAUGAGUUCAAAUACAAGUCCAUGCCCUUGACUUAGGUUCUUCUAUAGUUGUUUUUAAGAACACAACACCUCUUUCUUCAAACUAAUUAAUCAUUUCUCUCUCAAUCGAUCUCUCUUGCCAUGGAUGAAAAGAAUGAGUCUUCCGACAAGUGUGUGGAUGAUUUCAUGCUACCGGGGUUUCGAUUUCACCCGACCGAUGAAGAACUCGUCGAGUUCUACCUCAAACGGAAACUUCAACAUCGAACUCUUCCGAUUGAGCUGAUUAAGCAAGUGGAUAUAUACAAGUAUGAUCCAUGGGAUCUUCCAAAAUUGGCCUCGACCGGGGAGAAAGAGUGGUACUUCUACUGCCCAAGGGACCGGAAAUACAGAAACAGCACGAGGCCGAAUCGCGUGACCGGGUCGGGUUUCUGGAAAGCUACAGGAACUGACCGGCCGAUCUACUCCUCCGGUGGCCCAAGCUCCAAGUGCAUCGGCCUAAAGAAGUCCCUCGUCUUCUAUCGAGGCAGAGCCGCUAAAGGCAUCAAAACCGAUUGGAUGAUGCACGAGUUCCGCCUCCCCUCCGCCUCCACCACCCUCCCGCCAACUGGACAGGAUUCAUGGGCUAUUUGCCGGAUUUUCAAGAAAGCAAAUUCCACAGCAAACAGGGCUGCUCUAUCCCACACAUGGGCAGCCGAAACGACGUCGCCCGACGCGUUCACCUUCACUCACUUCCCCUCCGACAACGACCCCAGCUUCUCCGCCAAGACAUCCACCUUAACAUCUGCAAAUGGAGACUACUUCAGCUCUGGAAACCUCGUAUUCUCCGAAGCGACAACCAACAAGAACACAGCCGACAUGACCUCCGUGUACCUCAACCAGCCUCCGGCAUUGCACCACCACUUCAACGGCGGAUACUCCGCGAUUGAAGCUAGCAUCGAGGGCGAGGAGGAUCAGAGAAAGAAUCCGAGUGUGUGGGAGAAUAUUAGGGCGAUGGGAUUCCCAUUCAGCCUGCCUCCGGCGGCGGCGGAGGAGGCGGUGGUUAAUCUGCCGUGGGAAUCGCCGCCGUGUCCAAGCGAGAUGUCGUCGACGACGUACUCCACCAACAAGUGUUAUAUAUAGUUAUCUCUCUCUAUAUAUGUGUGUGUGUGUGUUUGAAUGAAGGUUGUAAUAGUUUCCUUUCCAGCUCUGUUUUUGGCAAGGCAGAGCUUGUAUAGAAACUAUUUUUGCAUUUCAUGUGGAUGUACAGUUCUCUCUCAACCAAUGUGUUAUUGUUCAAUCAAAUAUGAUGAUUAUUCAUUUUUCA